This is a messenger RNA of Capsicum annuum, 1987 nucleotides long. RefSeq names its product cytochrome P450 CYP749A22. Gene Ontology annotation, molecular function: oxidoreductase activity, acting on paired donors, with incorporation or reduction of molecular oxygen; iron ion binding; heme binding. The transcript is spliced from 5 exons. The record is from RefSeq and is a predicted model, not a curated record. NCBI's taxonomy places the organism in Eukaryota, Viridiplantae, Streptophyta, Magnoliopsida, Solanales, Solanaceae. The coding region runs from base 236 to 1756 and encodes 506 amino acids.
AUUGUAGUCGUAGCCGACACCUAAACUUUCAUGGGCCACAAGGGCCACAACCAUCUAUCUAUUCAUCGAUGUCUUUGUCAAGAGCAAAACAAGAAUAGUGUUUUUGAAAUGCUAUCGAUGAAGCCAAAGCCGGUAUCUGAAUUAAUUUGUCUUCUAAUUCGAGCUAAUAUUCUCAACCUUAGUCACAUUCACUCGAGUCCAUUCAGUAUCUAGAUUCAGAAAAACCUUGAACAUCAUGAUGAUAAUCAUUCUCACGAGUUUUAUUUUCAUUUCUUUGUUAGUGAUCCUUGUUAGGGUCUUUAAGAAGCUGUGGUGGACUCCAUUCUAUGUACAAUUUCUAAUGAAAUCUCAAGGUAUACAAGGUCCUUGUUACAAGUUCCUACACGGAAACACCAAAGAGAUUGUGGAAAUGAGAAAAGACUCGAUAAGCAAAGCCAUGGAUUGCUCGUCACAUGACAUAUUUCCAAGAAUUCUACCUCAUAUAUUUUCUUGGAAGAAGCUAUAUGGGGCAAAUUUUCUCUACUGGAGAGGACUGCAACCUGAACUAGUAGUAACUGAACUGGAACUUCUCAAAGAAAUACUGAGCAAUAAAAACAACAAUUAUCCCAAGAUGGAUCUUGAAGGCUUUUCCAAGAAACUUUUAGGAGACGGGGUUUCGUCAUCUAAAGGCGAAAAAUGGGCAAAAAUGAGGAAACUAGCCAACCAUGUUUUUCAUGGAGAAAGCCUAAAAAGUAUGAUUCCUGUGAUGAUUAUGAGUUGUGAGACAAUGCUCGAUAGGUGGAAGAUUUCUGAAGAUAAAGAAAUCGAAGUUUUUGAAGAGUUUAGGUUAUUAACAUCAGAAAUUAUUUCAAGGACAGCAUUUGGAAGUAGUUACUUAGAAGGAAAGAAUAUUUUUCAGAUGUUGAUGAAGUUAACAUUGGUAGUUUCAAGAAAUGCUCACAAAAUUAGAUUUCCUGGCAUCAGUCAAAUUUGGAAAAGCAGAGAUGAAAUGGAGUCAGAGAAACUCGAGAAGGGCAUAUACAACAGCAUUACUCGGAUAAUAAAGAAAAGAGAACAGGAGAAGUUUGGGGAAGAGAGUAACUUUGGAAGUGACUUCCUUGGGAAACUCUUAGAGGCUUAUCAAGAUCACAGGAUAUCGGUAGAAGAAAUAGCUGACGAGUGCAAGACAUUUUAUCUUGCUGGUCACGAGACAACAACUUCUUUGCUUGGAUGGACCAUAUUCAUGCUAGCUACAAACAAGAAUUGGCAAGAAAAAGCAAGACAAGAAGUUCUUGAAUCAUUUGGCCAGAAAGUUCCUAGUGCAGAUGGCCUAUCGAGACUGAAAAUCAUGAACACGAUUCUUGAUGAAUCUCUAAGAUUGUACCCUCCAGUGCCAUUCAUCAAAAGGAAAGUUGUCAAGAAAGUUCAUCUAGGGAACCUAACUCUACCACCUCAAAUGGAGCUAUAUAUAUCACCAUUAGCGGUUCACCAUGAUCGUAAAAUAUGGGGAGAAGAUGUUCAUGUUUUCAAACCAGAAAGAUUUGCUGAAGGGGUUGUUAAAGCUACAAACAACAAUCCAGUAGCAUUUUUGCCAUUUGGCUAUGGACCUCGAACUUGUUUAGGCUUGAAUUUCGCCAUGAUUGAAGCGAAAAUUACUCUUUCGAUGAUUCUACAACGUUACAUCUUCACGAUUUCACCAACUUAUGUUCACUCUCCUGUUCAGCUUUUUAUGCUUCAUCCACAGCAUGGAGUUAAAGUCAUUCUCCACAAGAUUUAACGGUCUCUUGCUGUAUAAUUGUCCAAGAAACUAAAACUAUGUAUUUAUUUGGCAUCUCUUGAGUUAAACCCCUUUAUUGCUCCCUUUAUAUAGUUGCAUACUAACUAUUCUGCUAAGGUAACCAUAAUAGUAACUUUUAUUUUUCAUCGACUUAUGCUUCUGUGGUAGUCUCAAUUCCGAAUUAAUCAGAACAACUAUAUGAAUAUAUGUAUCCAUUUCAAACCUUCUUCA